AUGGAGGGGACCGCGGAGCCCCCGGCGCCUGACCUGCGGGACGUGGAGAGCAAGGUGGGCAGGAAGACCCCCGAAGGGCUGCUCCGCGGGCUGCGAGGGGAGCGGGAGCCGGGACCCUCCGGCAGCCUGCUGCUCCCCGGGGCGCCGGGCUCGGGCCACGGCCUGGGGGACAAGAUCCAGGCGCUGAAGGUGGAGCUGGCUUACCUGCGAGCCAUUGAUGUGAAGAUCCUACAGCAGCUGGUGACGUUGAAUGAGGGCAUCGAGGCGCUCCGCUGGCUGUUGGAAGAACGGGGGACGUUGACCAGCCACUGCAGCAGCCUCACCAGCAGCCAAUACAGCCUGACAGGCGGGAGCCCAGGCCGCUCAAGGAGAGGCAGCUGGGACAGCCUGCCAGACAUCAGCUCCACCGACCAGCUGGACAGUGUCUCCAUUGGCAGCUUCCUGGACACCGUGGCACCCCCUGAGCUGGAUGAACCGGGCAACCUUAGGGCUCCCCAUCCCGAGAUGGACUGGGCAAAGGUUCUACCUGGCGGGGAGAGGGCCAGGACUGAGUUGGACCUGACAGCCACCAAGCUAGGGAGCUUGAGGGCUGCGUGGAAGCCCCCAGAGGAGGGGCUCCAAGGUGGACCUCCUGAGCCACCGGAGGAUGAAAACGCCAAACUGGGCUUUGAGGUCCACUGGUACUGGGGGCAGUGCCAGGAUGACGUGACCUUCCUGUAA
Messenger RNA from Pipistrellus nathusii (Nathusius's pipistrelle), 720 nucleotides. The record is from the annotation of a GenBank genome assembly. NCBI's taxonomy places the organism in Eukaryota, Metazoa, Chordata, Mammalia, Chiroptera, Vespertilionidae.